UCAUCUCUCGUCGACCAGCGUCUCGCCGGCCCCCCCUGGGGUCGCGCUAUGAAGCGUCAGCAUGGGUUUCAUGGAAUUCUACCUGGAGAUUGACCCGGUCACGCUCAACCUCAUCAUCCUGGUGGCCAGCUAUGUCAUCCUCCUUCUGGUUUUUCUCAUAUCCUGCAUCUUGUACGACUGUCGGGGGAAGGACCCCACCAAGGAGUAUGCGCCUGACAACGCCCCACCCGCCCCUGGACAGUCGCCCAUCCGCCUGGUGGUCAUGCAGAACUCGCCCGCAUCCGCCCGUUACGAGCCUGACCGUGUGGCCGAGCCGCCAACGCCCGACCUGAGCCGAGAUAGGGAGAAGAGGAGCACUCUGGUGUGAGCGAGGGGGGGCGGCCUGGGACCGUCUGAUCAAUUGCGACCGCCCUAUUCGGUCCGCAUCCUCGUAGAGCUCCAUGAGGGGCUUUUGUCUCGCUCGGCCUGCUGGGAAAAACAAGGAACUCCCACAAUCCUCUUUUGACUCUUCUCACCCCUAGCUCCCCUCACCUGUAGGUCACGUGACUUGUUGGUCACAUGACAACAAAGACGACAAUUAAACAAUGUUAAUGUCUCUAAACAACUUAUGAUCAAGACGAUCAUCAAUUUAUUAAAUGUUAAUGUUCAAUCAACUUUUUUUAAUGAAACAAAAAAAAAAACAUCUUAAUCAGUCUAAAAAGACAAAAGUCAAAAAGGACAAAAGGAUAAUAAAAAGGAAGUUGUUUUGGUGCUUUGGCCAAAUCCGCUUACAUAAAGCGGCACGUCACUCAUCCAUCAGAGGAAUUGCACAAUUAUCCGUCUGUGCCCAUCUUCCAUGUUUGUGGAUUAUAUUCUGCCCGCAGAGUAUUAGCAGCGCGUAUUAAAAAUGGGUUUGUGCUUUUUUUGUGCGUCCAUCGGGGGGCUUAUGUAAGCCCGGACUUUGUUGAACCACAAACAUGCAAACUGCAGGAUCGCCCUUGAUGACGAGUGAUGACAUCACAUGUAAUCCCGCCUCACAACUUCCCUUUUGAAAAAAAAAAAAAAAGGCAUUUACACUGCAAUUAAAAGCCCUUGAUGAUCACCAAAUACUGGAUACUUUUUUAAGAAAUCACUUGUUAAGAACUAUGUUUCAAUGUGAAAUCUGCCAACAUGUAAAAUUGGAAUACAGUGUUACCUCUACAUACAAAGUUAAUUCGUUCCAGUACCUUGUUUGUAAAUUGAAAUGGUCGUAUGUCGAGCAGGAUUUUCCCAUAAGAAUACAUUAUAAUUCCAUUAAUUUGUUUCACAGCCCAAAAAUCUGCACUAAAUCCUUAAUAAAUGCUGCUGGUACUAUUGCAAAUAGCAAUUACACAGAGCAAAACAAAUUGUGGAUAAAAAUCGGAAUAAUAAUAUAAUAAUAGUAAUAAUAACAAUAAUUAUACCUGUAAUAACGUAACAAAUCGGGUUCUAAUGUGGCGGAUGUGUUUUGUGUGGUGUACCUGAAUGCAGCGCGUGGCUGACUUGACAUAGUGAGAGGGAGGACUUUUUACUUUCACUUUGUUCAGUUCCAGCGGACAGUAGGCAUGUUGUGUUGCACAAGUUUUGAAAUAAAUGAUUAAAAACCUGACGAGGCUGGCGAUGUUAAUUGUCCCCUUAACUUAUAAAGACUGGCGAACGGAGGUCGGAGGAGGACCGUCGAGAUCGUAGACAUUCGACGGCCAUAUUGUCGAGCCAGUUCACGAACGUGCACACAAUGCUCAUAUUUUUCUAUCAUUUCCAUUUAAUUUCACUGGCACCUUUUCCUUGUUUCACCACCUGCACUAACAUUCUUGGAACCCAUGUUGAUUUCUCUAACAAGGAAAUCCACCGUGUGCCCAUCUUGCGGGUAAACAAAGAAACUGCGGCGCUGUCGUAAAUCGUCUUAUUUCGAGCAUGUUGUCGGACGAAGAAACAAAUGGCAAGUCAAAUUUUACGUCAGAUGUUGAGAAGAUCGUGUGUCGAAGCAGUCGUACAGUGGGGAGAACAAGUAUUUGAUACACUGUCGAUUUUGCUGGUUUUCCUGCUUGCAAGCCAUGUAGAGCCCUGUAAUUUGUAUCAUAAGUUCUCUUCAACUGUGAGGGACGGAAUCUAAUAAAAAAAUCCAGAAAAUCACACUGUAUAAUUUUUAAAUAAUAAAUUCGUAUUUAACUGCAUGAAAUAAGUUUUUGAUACAUUACCAACUAGUAAAUAUUUCGGGUCUUAGUUCUUUUUUAAGAACCCCUCCUGUUCUCCACUCAUUACCGGAAGUAACUGCACCUGUUUGAACUUUUUACCUGUAUAAAAGACACCUGUUGACAUGCUCAAACAAACAAACUCCAACCUCUCCACAAUGGCCAAGACCAAAGAGUUGUGUAAGGACAUCAGGGAUAAAAUAAUAGACCUGCACAAGGCCGGGAUGGGCUACAGGAAAAUAAGCAAGCAGCUUGGUGAGAAGGUAACAACUGUUGGAGCGACUAUUAGAAAAUGGAAGUUGACGGGCAAUCUGCCUCGUUCUGGGGCUCCAUGCAAGAUCUCACCUCGUGGGGCAUCACUGAUCAUAAGGAAGGUGAGGGAUCAGCCCAGAACUACACGGCAGGACCUGGUCAAUGACCUGAA
Molecule: messenger RNA, 2613 nt
Organism: Corythoichthys intestinalis (scribbled pipefish)
Lineage: Eukaryota; Metazoa; Chordata; Actinopteri; Syngnathiformes; Syngnathidae
Gene: smim36
Product: small integral membrane protein 36
Exons: 2
Coding region: 62-367 (101 amino acids)
Source: RefSeq, a predicted model, not a curated record